Aphanomyces astaci is the source of this 1021-nucleotide messenger RNA. RefSeq lists its product as hypothetical. NCBI's taxonomy places the organism in Eukaryota, Oomycota, Saprolegniomycetes, Saprolegniales, Verrucalvaceae. The record is from RefSeq and is a predicted model, not a curated record. Bases 33 to 998 code for a protein of 321 amino acids. Gene Ontology annotation, molecular function: Hsp90 protein binding; Hsp70 protein binding. The transcript has 7 exons.
CGACGCUUGGGGGAGUUGGUAGCGCCGCCGGCAUGCCGUCGUCCGUGAUCAGCACCGCGUCCACGAAGAACCACCCAGGCAUUGCCGGAACGGGGGUGCUGGAGAUCAAACUGAAAAAGAAGCUCGCAGCAGACCCGAAGGCGGUCGUGUACAGCGGCAUCCAGUCGCCGGUCAAGGCAAAGGCGCGGGGAAGCAAGGGUCACCACAAGCGCAAUCCGGUGGCGAAUGUUCGGCUAGACAACCUGAACUUGCACGAGAAGUCAUACAAAAAAGAGCGAGGCGACAUCAUGGAAACCCUGCAGUUCCCGUCCCCAACUCGAAAAUACGUCGAGCACGAAGUCGUUCUGAAAAAGCACAAGGACAAAUACGCACGCGAUGCUUUGCCUCCGGUGGCCGGUGCAUUCAAGAAGCGCCCUAUCCCUAGCUCAAACUUCCCUAGCUCGUACACCCGCGGGGCGGUGCCCAUUUGCAUCGAGCCCACGACUGGCGGCAACGCACUUCGGUGGACCAAACCAUUGCCCGACAUUGACUUUGGCGUGAUGUUGCCGCUCUUCUUGGACGGCACGAGGGAAACGCAAGAGCCGUAUCGCUUUUUGGCGUCCAAGGGGUCCAUCGAGUUGCUUCAGUACGGUCGACAACACCCUGAAAAGGUCCACGCGUGCCUGCACAAAGUGGUGGCGCCGCUGCGGGUGGCACUCAACACUCGCGACCAUAAACUCGUGUGCGAAACACUUAAGGUCAUGUUAAUCUUGCUGGACGUUGAGGGUAUUGGCGUGGCUCUAGUGCCGUACUACAGGCAACUGCUUCCGACCCUCAACCUCUUCAAGAAUAGCCGACACAACCUCGGCGACUCGAUGGACUUUGGUCAGCGCCACAACCAAGAUUUGGGAGAGCUCGUACGAACGACGUUGGAGAAAAUGGAGCGCGUGGGGGGACCGGACGCGUACGUGAACAUCAAGUACAUGGUGCCCACGUACGAAGGCAUCAACAUGGGGUAGUAGUAGUACUACUACUACUAGUA